Molecule: messenger RNA, 5603 nt
Organism: Pan troglodytes (chimpanzee)
Lineage: Eukaryota; Metazoa; Chordata; Mammalia; Primates; Hominidae
Gene: UCN2
Product: urocortin 2
Exons: 1
Biological process (GO): cellular response to nutrient levels; adenylate cyclase-activating G protein-coupled receptor signaling pathway; digestion
Cellular component (GO): extracellular region
Molecular function (GO): corticotropin-releasing hormone receptor 2 binding; hormone activity
Source: RefSeq, a predicted model, not a curated record
UGCAUGGGUACAGAGUCCCUCUGCCCAGUCCUGGUCACUGUCUUGUGAUUCUCAGUCCCCAACUUGUCCCCGGAAAAGAGUAGAUAGGGUGGGGGCUAAGGACAUGUCUCCACUGCCCCCCGGGAGGGAUGAGUCAUAGGUGGGGGGCUGCCUCAUGCCAGGAAGCAUGUACCAGCUCCCACCCCAGGGGGCUGAGGGAGAUAAAUGGGCCCUGAAGCGGGGUAGAGGGUCAGACCACAGGACAGUAGUGCCUGGCCCCAGCCCCAGGCAGCCACAGCAGGCUGCCUUACCCCAGAAGCAGCUGGUGGCAGUAGGACUGGGUUGGGUCGGGAUGGGAAGGGUCUUGGAGGUUGAGUGGAUGUGGGGUUUGGCUUUAUGGAGGGCUUGGACCCAGGGGACUCUGGGAUCUCUGGCUGCUUUUCUGCCUCUGAGAUCCGAUUCCUGCCCUUCUGUUUCCUGGAUCAGCUGCAAGCUCUCCUGCUGAGAACCGCCUGCCCUCCUGUGGACUCUGUGUUUCUGUCUGAAUCUUUCUUUCCAUCAUGCUGUCUGUCUCUGGGAUGGUUUCUGUCUGUCUUUUUCUUCUAGUCUCCAUUUUGCUCUGCCUCCAUCUCCUUCAUCUCCCUCUCUUGCUGUCUCUCUGUCUCUGGAUUUCUUUGUUUCUUUUUUUCUGUCUUGCUUUCUGCCUCUUUGUCUCAUUCUGGCUCUCCUCUUGUCUCCCCUUCUCUGUCUCUGGCCUGGCCUGGCCUCUCUAACCCCUUUCUCGGUGUCUUCCUCUCUCUCCAUCCCCCACUCUGUCACUCUGCCCUUGCCAUCUGUCUCUGUUCAUGGACCCCAGUUGACCAGAGCCCCUGCCCUGAGCCCAUUUUCUCCUUGCAGCCUGACCUCACGAUGACCAGGUUUGCUCUGCUGUUGCUGAUGGUCCUGAUGUUGGGCAGAGUCCUGGUUGUCCCAGUGACCCCUAUCCCAACCUUCCAGCUCCGCCCUCAGAAUUCUCCCCAGACCACUCCCUGACCUGCGGCCUCAGAGAGCCCCUCAGCUGCUCCCACAUGGCCGUGGGCUGCCCAGAGCCACCGCAGCCCCACCCGCCACCCUGGCUCGCGCAUUGUCCUAUCGCUGGAUGUCCCCAUCGGCCUCUUGCAGAUCUUACUGGAGCAAGCCCGGGCCAGGGCUGCCAGGGAGCAGGCCACCACCAACGCCCGCAUCCUGGCCCGUGUCGGCCGCUGCUGAGCCUGAGAGAGGGGGUCACAGUGAUAGGGCCACCCUGGAUGGGAAGACCUGGAGGGCAGCCACACAGCUGGACGGAUGCUGCCACAUCUGGGCAUACAGUGUCUGGACGCUGCCACAUCUGGGCAUACAGUGUCUGGACACUGCCACAUGGAGCCACUGCCAUGCAGGUCAUAUCAGAUCUGAGUGCCCCACAGAGUCACAGUGUGUCUGGACAGCCUGGACAUUGGACAUUGCUAAGUCGGGUCACUGCCACAUGGAGUCUUGCCAUGCCUGUGUGCCCCACAGACCUAAUAUAUGUCCGGACAGCUUGGAUGCUGCCACGUAAGGUCACUGCUGUGGCGAGUCUUGCUAUGUCUGGGUGCCCCAUAGUCACAGAACACCUGGACACUGCCACAUGCAGUCAUCAUCAUGUUACUUUCAGGAGCCUCAACACGAGAGCUCAACACUGCCUCCGACCAGUCCCUCUGAGGCCCACAGGUCUGUCAUCCCAUAGGCCACCACACAGAGAAAUGCUGGCUGAGGGUCACUUGCUUGCUCUGUGCCCCAUGAGGCAGCACCUGCCCCAGAUGGACGGGGCUGUGAGGGGUGUCUCCAGGCACAAAGGCCCGAACACAGGAAGCCUGUGACCAUGGCAGCCUUGUCUUAUGGGCGCAUAUGUGCGUGUGUGGCUGAGUCUCUGACAGCUGUGAGUGUGUGUGAGCAGGGUAAAGGUACGUGAGGGGUCUGAGAGGAGUGGGUGCUUGUCCCCCAAACCUGCAUGAAGCAAGAACAACUCCUGGCCAGGCCCUGUCCUCCCCACGUACCCCUGCAUCCCCAGCCUCGACCCAGGGACAUGCAGGGCUCACAGAAGACAGGGCUCAGGCUGCCGGAGCUCCAACCAAACUCUGUCCCACUUCACGCAUGGACUGUCCUGGGCAAAGGUGUUCACCUUUCCGAGCCUCGGUUUCCUUAUCUGUAAAGCAAAGCGACACCAGCAAGCCUGUGAGCAUUGUGUAUAUAGCAGACAUGGAGGUCCUGCAGCAGGAGGUGCUCAAUAAACACAAAGCGACUGAAGGAUGGGAUGUGCGAGAAUCCCAGUGGUGUGCACCCAGGCCGCGACACAUGGUGGGUGAGUCAUACCUGGCUUCUCUGCCUUCCUCCCUAGCUCCCCGGUUAACUGACCUGGUCCCUUGGUUUGGAAGGACUAGGUUUUGCCUGAUUUCACAGCCCAACUCCAUUGCUGGGCCAGAGACAGAACUGACUUUCCGGGCAGUGUGGACGGGCUUGCCCGCAGAGGGGGCAGGCACUCUGGGCUGUGCAGACAACUCUAGGUGGACAUGAAGGCAGACGCUGGGUGGCAUGGGCAGCUCUGGCGGGAGAGGGAGACUGUACUGGCCAGAGCGUGGCCGGCUGACUGGAGUGGGGGCACUGGCGCUGCCCUCACAGUUGUAAGCAGCCCUGUGGGGGCGGGCCUAGGGUGGGCUGGGGAGGCGGGGCUGCAGGAGCCACAGGAGUCGCUUCUCUCUCUUCAGAGUGCUAGGCGGGGUUACCCCACUCUGGAGCUGCAGGGGGCAGUGGCCCUGGCCAGUUUGGUUGCAGGAUGGACAGAGGCUCGUUAGGAGGCAGCUCCCUGACCGACCUGGGGCCGGGGAGCAGCAGGCAGGGUAGGCACGGGACAGCGUGGGGAGGGUGGAGGGUUAGGGAAAGACCUGGAUGAAGUCAGGGUGGUGCUGGAGGGGUGCGAGAGUGUUGGGGGGUCUCUCCUGGUUUAGGGGUGCUCUGAGGGGCAUUCAUCUGUCAGUGGCCCGAAGGAGGGGGAAAACUGUCGCCCUGCAAGGGAGAGGGGGCUGGGCCAAGGGGGAACUAUAAAUAGUGUCUUCCUCCAGCCCAGGGGGAGGGACCGCCAGCUGGAGCUGCCCAGGCCCUCCUGCUCUGCUCUUUGCUGGCCUCCAAGGGAUCAUGUUUGUCCAGGUUUCCUCUUGGGGUCACACCAGUUUGGGGAAGUCUAGAGGCUCAUUUAGGAUGGGUUUCACAUGAUGUGGCUUUAGCCCUUAAACCAGCACUUCUAGGGUGUCUGCUGUGUGCCCUGUGCCAGUCCUGAGCUUCUCUGAACACCUGCUGUGUACUCAGUUUGGUCAUGAACCUCUCUGAACCCUUUCUGUGUGCCCUUGCUGGUCCUGAAUCCCUAAGCACCUACUGUACGCCCUGUGGCAGGCUGGAAGGAGGAAGUGCAGAUCAGGGUUCCCAGGCUGCUUGGUGACAUGGUUCUAUAACCUGAAGUUAGAACCUCACACUCCUUGUGAGCCCUGGGCCCAGGGAGACACAGGGGACAAUCCUUUGCUGGAAAUGGCCAGAGGAAGCUGGAAUUCCUGGAAACUCCUGAACCUCCCAGUGGACAGCAGGGCUGGGGGUGGAGAGAUAUAUGUGGGAAGGGAGGCAGCAGAGAGCAGCAGGCCCCACUGCAGCCUGCCUGUCUCUGCACAUGCUGGGGUGCAGGACUUGUGAGUGUGUGUGCAUCUGUGUGUGCAUGUGCAGCUGUGCUAGUGUCUCUGUGUGCAUCAGUGUGUGGGCCUGUGUGGCAUGCACUGAAACCCCUGGGUCUUUAUGCUGCAAAGGGUGGUUUGUGGGCCAGAUGUGGUGGCUAACGGCUAUAAACCCAGGGCUUUGGGAGGUUGAGGCGGGAGGAUCGCUUGAGGCCAGGAGUUCAAGGCUGCAGUGAGCCAUGAUUGCACUAUGUGCUCCAGGCUGGGUAACAGGAGCGAGACUGUGUGUGUGUGUGUGUGUGUGUGUGUGUGUGUGUGUGUGUGUGUGGUGGGAUGGUUUGGCAGUUCUGUCAGGGCUGGCCAGUAGAUACAGGGACUGGGAAGAGUUUGAGCUUUGAGAACUGGCCACCACAUGGCUUCUAGGCUGGGACACUGGGAGGAAAUCCAGUGGUCAGUGCAGAGGGCACCCUGGGAGCCAACCAGGGUCAGGCCAGCCAGGUUCAUGGUGGGCAGAGGCUGAGCAGAACAUGUUCACACAUGUGUGUACAGACAUCCCAGCAUACUUCCCACGCCUGGGACAGAACAGCUGGCUCACUUUGGGAUAUACUGAGGAGGAAAAAGCCAUGAGGGCCAGGGAUUCUACCGGGCAUCCGCUGAUGCUGAGAGAGCAGACACUGGGACAGCAUCUCCAUGGAGAGGACACGGGGGAGUGGGAGCACACAUGUGAAGGUGGACUGUGCGAUUCCACUGUAGUGUGGCAGGCAAGGUCUGGAAGGCUGGGGGUUGAGCUGAGUCCAUGCUGCACUGUGGACUCGCUUUGUGAUCUUGGACCCUUCUCCCUCUUCCUGACCCUCAGUUUCCCACCUGACAAACAGGGCCAUGGGAGGGGAGAUGGAGAAUAUCCUCAGAGCAGAUGUGGACGGUGGCCUUCGGGGGGAACCCCAGGCAUCUCCUGAUGUUGACCUGUGGCCUUCCAGCUGGACAUAGGGCCUUGAAGGAGGGUGCCUGGGUCAGCCACGGGUAGACUUUCUGGGGAAGAGAGGAAGGUGCAGAGCUGUUGCAUUUCCUGGGAACCAGGCUCAUCCUCGUGUGAGGAUGCCUUCCCAGAGAUAGCCCUGGCCCCCUGCCCAGGCCAGCUGUCCUCUACCCCCAGCCCUUGAUUAGCAUCCCAGGAGGUCUGGGAAGAGAAUGGACAGGCCGGAGGAGGUGCUGGGUGUCUGUAGAUAUCAGAGGAGAUAGCUUUUGCAAUGAGUGCUGCGGGAUAGACAGGGUGUGGGCAUGUGGUAAUGAGGUCUCAGAGGCCACGGUGGCCCCAAGAUGGCCUUGGCAGUGGCCAGAAGACAAGAGGGCUGGCUGUGUCACGAACAGAAUGAGUGGCUUUGGAGAAGUAGGGAGCAGGUCACGAGGGGCACCCAGCUCAUCAGGAGCCGCCCAUGGAUGUGCUCAGAUCUGCUGGGACUGGGGUGGAGGAAUAAGCGGGUAGAUACCGCAAAAGGAGGAUGAGGAAGGAGGAAGUUGUUGACCCUGCCUGGGGCAGGGUGUUCCCAGGGCAAGCAGCUAGAGCUGGUUUGGGGGAGGGUCCAGAUGGGCUUCCAGCAUGUGGACCUUCGGAAUCUUCAGUUCCUAUGAAGUGGGCAAGACAUCUGUGUCAGUCAUCUUAAGGGUCCUUGCCAAGCUUUAAAGAGCUGGGUGGACUUGGACUGAUCCAAGGCAGGGCUGUGGCAGGGAGGGCAUGGGAGUGGGUGCUACACCUAUAGCCCACGAGGCCAGUCUUGUUGCCAGUCCCAUGCCCUCAACACCUGGCUCCUGGCUGGGUACACACUGGGCAGAGAGAACCUGAGGAUGCAGGGCACCUGCCAGGGGUGUUGUGGAUGACAUCGCUAGAGGGCAGUGUGGCUCAGGUUGAAGCCGUGU